UUGAACAAAAAGAGCAGCAAUCUACUGGUUCACCCUGAGGAGAGCGGGGGGGGGGGGGGGGGGGGGAGAGGGGGAGGAGGAGGAGUUGUCCGGGGGCAUGGCGGCUCAUAAACCGGUGGAAUGGGUUCAAGCCGUCAUAACGCGUUUCGAUGAGCAGCUUCCAAUUAAAGGUGGGCAGCAGAACACCCAUUCGAAAGUUAGCACUGAACACAACAAGGAAUGUCUCAUCAAUAUUUCCAAGUACAAGUUUUCCUUAGUCAUAAGUGGCCUCACCACCAUCUUGAAAAAUGUAAAUAACAUGCGAAUAUUUGGAGCUGAAGCUGAGAGGAACUUGUAUCUUUCGCAACUGAUAAUAUUGGAUACAUUGGAGAAGUGUCUUGCAGGGCAGCCUAAGGAUACGAUGCGGCUUGAUGAGACCAUGCUUGUCAAACAGCUCUUGCCAGAAAUUUGCCAGUUCAUCCACAUGUCCCGUGAAGGAAACCAACUCAUAGCACAACUCCGCAACUCAGCUUCUGGGGUUCUCUUCUCCCUGAGUUGUAAUAAUUUCAAUGCUGUCUUCAGCCGUAUCUCCACCAGGUUACAAGAGCUGGCAGUGUGCUCGGAAGAUAGUACUGACGUCAAUGACAUUGAAUUGAUACAGCACAUAAAUGUGGAUUGUGCGAGACUCAAACGAUUACUGCAAGAGACGGUCUUUAAAUUCAAGGCAUUAAAAAAAGCAGCUCAGUUGGCAGUCAUAAACAGUCUCGAAAAGGCAUUUUGGAAUUGGGUGGAAAAUUACCCUGACGAGUUCACGAUGCUGUACCAGAGACCCCAGCCCGACCUGGCAGAUUGUUCAGAGAAGCUGUUUGACCUUGUGGAUAGUUUUGCUGAAAGUGCCAAACGAAAAGCUGCGGUGUGGCCUUUGCAGAUCAUCCUCCUCAUCCUCUCGCCUGAUGUGCUGCAGGACAUCUCAAAGGAAGUGGUCGAUGAAAGCAAAAUUAAUAAGAAGCUGUUCCUGGACAACUUGAAGAAAGCUCUCGCUGGUCAUAGUGGUAGUCGACAACUAACUGAGAGCGCGGCUAUAGCGUGCGUUAAACUUUGCAAGGCCUCCACGUACAUCAGCUGGGAGGACAACUCGGUCAUCUGCUUUCAGGUUCAGUCCAUGGUGGUUGACCUAAAGGCCCUGUUGUUCAAUCCUGGCAAGCCUUUCUCCAGAGGUGCUGGCAGCCAGAGUGCAGAUGUGGAUCUCAUGAUAGAUUGUUUUGUUUCCUGUUUUCGUAUCAACCCUCAUAACAAUAGUCACUUCAAGGUCUGUUUGGCACCAUCUUCACCUCCAACCUUUCAUUAUGUGCUGGUUAAUUCAUUGCACAGAAUUAUUACAAAUUCUGCAGUGGAUUGGUGGCCCAAGAUUGAUGCCGUGUACUGUUACUCAGGAGAACUCAGAAGCAUGUUGGCAGAAACUCUGAGCAGGGUGAUGCAGAGCUGCAGCACGCAUGCUCCCUUGCGUAUGACACCGAGUCUCACGUUUAAGGAAAAAAUGACGACGAGCCUUAAAUUUAAAGAAAAGCCGACAGACUCGGAAGCCCGAAGUUAUAAAUUCUUACUGUUGGCCAUUGUGAAAUUAAUUCACGGGGACCCCAAGUUGAUGUUGCAUAAUCCAGGGAAGCCCGGAAAUGAAAUUCAGAACAGCACUGCUGAGUUGAUAACUGGUCUAGUUCAGCUGGUUCCACAGACCAGCAUGCCAGAGAUCGCACAGGAAGCCAUGGAGGCCUUGUUAGUUCUUCACCAACCAGAAAAUAUAGGGUUGUGGAAUCCAGAUGCACCAAUACAAACUUUCUGGGAUAUAAGCUCCCAAGUUCUGUUCUUCAUCUGUAAGAAACUGAUUGCUCAUCAGGUGCUGAACAGCACAGACAUUCUGAAGUGGUUACGGGAGAUUCUUAUUUGUCGGAAUAAAUUUCUAUUGAAGAAUAAGGAGAAUGCCACGCUCGGCAGUGGGAUCCCCAUCUGUCGCCAAGCACAGACCAAACUGGAGGUGGCCCUCUACAUGUUCCUCUGGAGCCCCGACAUAGAAGCAGUUCUUGUAUCCAUGUCCUGUUUUCGACACCUUUGUGAAGAAGCCGACAUUCGGUGUGGAGUUGAUGAUGUGCCUGUCCAGAGCAUUCUCCCAAAUUACAAUACAUUUAUGGAAUUUGCAUCCGUCAGCAAUAUGAUGUCAACAGGGCGGGCAGCUCUUCAAAAAAGAGUGAUGGCAUUGUUGAGAAGGAUAGAGCAUCCAACAGCAGGCAAUACUGAGGCCUGGGAAGAUACGCAUGCAAAGUGGGAACACGCUACUAAGUUAAUUCUGAAUUAUCCUAAAACUAAGAUUGAGGAUGGACAGGUGACAGAAAGUCUCCAUAAGACGAUCGUGAAGCGGCGGAUGUCACACGUAAGUGGGAGCGGCUCGAUAGACCUGUCGGACACCGACUCUCUCCAGGAAUGGAUCAACAUGACGGGCUUCUUGUGUGCAAUAGGAGGUGUCUGUCUCCAGCAUCGCACUAACUCAGGCUUAGUAACUUACAGCCCUCCCAUGGGGCCCAUCGUCGAGAGGAAGGGUUCCAUGAUCUCCAUGGUUUCAACGGAAGGAAAUACAGAGACCCCGGUCAGCAAGUUUUUGGAACGGCUUCUCUCGCUGAUGGUUUGCAAUCAUGAGAAAGUAGGGCUUCAGAUCAGGACUAACAUUAAAGACCUGGUUGGACUGGAGCUUAGUCCUGCACUUUACCCCACACUCUUCAACAAGCUGAAAAACUGUAUCAGCAGGUUUUUUGACUUGCAAGGCCAGGUGUUACUGAAUGACACAAACACACCGUUUGUGGAGCAGACCAUUGCAAUUAUGAAGAACUUACUUGACAAUCACACUGAUGGCAGUUCAGAGCACCUGGGACAAGCGAGCAUUGAGACAAUGAUGCUCAAUUUAGUCAGGUAUGUUCGUGUCCUUGGAAAUACUGUCCAUGCAAUCCAGAUCAAAACCAAACUCUGUCAGUUGGUGGAGGUUAUGAUGGAGAGACGAGACGAUCUCUCCUUCUGUCAAGAGAUGAAAUUUAGGAAUAAAAUGGUGGAGUACUUGACAGAUUGGGUAAUGGGAACUUCAAACCAGGCUGCUGAUGAUGAUGUGAAAUGCUUAACAAGAGACCUUGACCAAGCGAGUAUGGAGGCAGUGGUGUCGUUGCUUGCAGGAUUACCGUUACAGCCUGAAGAGGGGGAUGGCGUAGAACUAAUGGAAGCUAAAUCGCAGCUCUUUCUCAAGUAUUUCACGCUCUUCAUGAAUUUGCUCAACGACUGCAGCGAAGUUGAGGAGGAAUCGGCACAAACGGGCGGACGGAAGAGAGGGAUGUCACGUCGCCUUGCAUCACUUAGGCACUGCACGGUUCUCGCGAUGUCCAACCUUCUCAACGCCAAUGUAGACAGUGGACUCAUGCACUCAAUAGGCUUGGGUUACCAUAAAGAUCUUCAGACAAGAGCCACCUUCAUGGAAGUGCUAACUAAAAUUCUUCAACAGGGGACCGAGUUUGAUACUCUAGCUGAAACUGUACUGGCUGAUCGAUUUGAACGGCUCGUGGAGUUGGUCACUAUGAUGGGAGAUCAGGGGGAGCUUCCUAUUGCAAUGGCUCUUGCCAAUGUGGUGCCUUGUUCACAGUGGGAUGAGCUUGCUCGAGUGCUGGUGACGUUGUUUGAUUCACGUCAUCUUCUCUAUCAGUUGCUAUGGAACAUGUUCUCGAAGGAAGUUGAACUGGCAGAUUCCAUGCAGACUCUCUUUCGAGGCAAUAGCCUUGCAAGUAAAAUAAUGACAUUCUGUUUUAAGGUCUACGGUGCUACAUAUUUACAGAAGCUGCUUGAGCCUUUGCUGAAAACUGUACUUAAAGAUCCCGAGAAACAGCAUCUCAGCUUUGAAGUUGAUCCCACCAGGUUAGAACCAACGGAAAGCCUGGAUGAAAAUCAACGGAAUCUACUCCAAAUGACACAGAUAUUUUUCUCUGCAAUCAUUCAUUCCUCCUCCGAGUUUCCUCCACAGCUGAGAAGUGUCUGCCAUUGCUUGUAUCAGGCUACUUGCCACUCUCUACUGACUAAAUCUACAGUUAAAGACACAAAGGAAACCAUGAAAAAAUCAGUUGUCAGCCAGCGCUUUCCCCAGAACAGCAUCGGUGCAGUUGGCAGUGCUAUGUUCUUAAGAUUCAUCAAUCCUGCUAUCGUAUCUCCAUAUGAAGCAGGAAUUCUUGAUAAGAAGCCUCCACCAAGAAUUGAACGCGGAUUGAAGUUAAUGUCCAAGAUUCUACAAAGUAUUGCGAAUCAUGUCCUGUUUACAAAAGAAGAACAUAUGAGGCCAUUCAAUGAUUUUGUUAAAAACAACUUUGAUGCAGCUCGCAGGUUUUUUCUGGACAUUGCAUCUGACUGCCCAGCCAGCGACACGGUCAAUCACAGUCUUUCCUUCAUCAGUGAUGGGAACGUUCUUGCUUUGCACAGGUUGCUGUGGAACAACCAGGAGAAAAUAGGGCAAUAUCUAUCCAGUAACCGGGAUCACAAAGCUGUGGGGAGGAGGCCGUUUGACAAGAUGGCUACAUUGCUGGCUUAUCUGGGGCCCCCAGAGCACAAACCUGUUGCUGACACUCACUGGUCCAGCCUAAACCUCACCAGCUCCAAGUUUGAGGAAUUCAUGACCAGGCAUCAAGUACAUGAAAAGGAAGAGUUCAAAGCUUUAAAAACACUUAACAUCUUUUACCAGGCUGGAACAUCAAAAACAGGGACUCCCGUUUUCUACUAUAUAGCCAGAAGGUUUAAAACUGGACAGAUAAAUGGUGAUUUGCUCAUCUAUCACGUCCUCCUAACUCUGAAGCCAUAUUAUGCCAAGCCAUAUGAGAUUGUCGUGGACCUUACCCACGCAGGACCAAGCAAUCGCUUUAAAACGGAUUUUCUCUCCAAGUGGUUCGUGGUUUUCCCCGGGGCUGCCUACGAGAAUGUGGCUGCAGUCUACAUCUACAAUUGCAACUCUUGGGUGCGGGAAUACACAAAGUAUCACGAGCGGCUUCUGACUGGACUUAAGGGAAGCAAAAAACUGAUCUUCAUUGAUUCACCUGGUAAGCUUGUGGAACACAUUGAACCAGAUCAUCAGAAGCUUCCUGCUGCCACUCUUGCUCUGGAGGAGGAUCUCAAGGUCUUUCACAAUGCUCUAAAAUUGGCUCAUAAAGACACUAAGGUCUCCAUCAAGGUGGGAUCCACUGCAGUCCAGGUGACAUCGGCAGAGAGGACCCGGGUACUUGGCCAGUCCGUGUUUCUGAAUGACAUUUACUACGCUUCGGAAAUUGAGGAGAUCUGCCUGGUCGACGAAAGCCAGUUCACGUUGACGAUCGCCAAUCAAGGCACGCCACUAACAUUCAUGCACCAAGAAUGCGAGGCAAUAGUGCAAUCUAUCAUCCACAUUAGGACACGUUGGGAAUUGUCUCAGCCAGACUCCAUCCCGCAGCACACCAAAAUAAGACCAAAGGAUGUUCCAGGAACAUUGCUGAACAUAGCACUUUUGAAUCUUGGGAGCUCCGAUCCAAGCUUACGCUCUGCUGCCUAUAAUCUCCUGUGUGCCUUAACAUGCACCUUCAAUCUGAAAAUUGAGGGGCAGUUGCUGGAGACCUCUGGACUCUGCAUCCCCGCAAACAACACAUUAUUUAUCGUCUCCAUCAGUAAAACAUUGGCAGCAAAUGAACCCCACCUGACACUGGAGUUUCUUGAAGAAUGCAUCUCAGGCUUCAGCAAGUCCAGUAUUGAAUUGAAGCAUCUUUGUCUGGAAUACAUGACUCCCUGGUUGUUGAACUUAGUUCGCUUCUGUAAGCACAAUGAUGAUGCCAAACGUCAACGGGUUACUGCCAUCCUGGAUAAGCUGAUCACUAUGACGAUCAAUGAGAAGCAAAUGUAUCCUUCCAUCCAGGCAAAAAUCUGGGGCAGCCUUGGUCAGAUCACAGACCUGCUUGAUGUUGUUCUCGAUAGUUUCAUAAAGACAAGUGCUACGGGCGCGGAUUUGACCCCGGCUCUAGAGAUUAGACAAAGCUUGAGUGUUUUCUCUGCAGCGUCGGCGGGUGUGAAGUACAUAAAUUCAUGUGAGGUGAUUGGAAGGAUGUGCAAAAUAAUUGAUAAGACCUGCCUGUCUCCAACUCCAACCCUCGAGCAGCACCUGAUGUGGGACGACAUUGCUAUCCUGGCUCGCUACAUGCUGAUGUUGUCCUUCAACAACUCCCUGGAUGUGGCUGCACAUCUCCCUUACCUCUUCCACGUGGUCACUCUGCUGGUAGCCACGGGCCCUCUGUCUCUCAGGGCUUCCACCCACGGUUUAGUCAUCAACAUUAUUCAUUCUCUCUGCACUUGUUCCCAGCUUAAUUUCAGCGAAGAGACGAAACAAGUGUUGCGGCUCAGCCUGACGGAGUUUUCUUUGCCCAAGUUCUACCUGCUCUUUGGAAUCAGUAAAGUCAAAUCAGCAGCCGUGAUUGCAUUCCGAUCCAGCUAUCGGGAUCGUUCCUUUUCACCUGGAUCCUAUGAGAGGGAGACUUUUGCUCUGACUUCCCUCGAAACUGUGACUGAAGCCUUGUUGGAGAUCAUGGAGGCCUGUAUGAGGGAUAUACCUACCUGCAAGUGGCUGGACCAGUGGACAGAGUUAGCACAAAAAUUUGCAUUCCAGUAUAAUCCAUCUCUUCAGCCGAGAGCGCUUGUUGUCUUUGGUUGUAUCAGUAAGCGGGUAACCCAUGGGCAGAUUAAGCAGAUCAUUCGUAUCCUGAGCAAGGGUCUGGAAAGUUGCCUGAAAGGUCCUGAUAAUCAUAACAGCCAAGUUUUGAUAGAAGCUACUGUCAUUGCGUUGACCAAACUUCAGCCACUGCUCAAUAAGGAUUCAAACAUGCACAAGGCCCUAUUUUGGGUGGCAGUAGCGGUGCUGCAGCUGGAUGAAGUCAACCUGUACUCAGCUGGCACAGCGUUGCUGGAACAAAAUCUGCACACGUUGGAUAAUCUUAAAGUCUUCAAUGACAAGAGUCCAGAGGAGGUAUUUAUGGAGAUCAGAAGGCCUUUGGAAUGGCAUUGCAAGCAGAUGGAUCAUUUUGUUGGGCUGAAUUUCAACUCGAACUUCAACUUUGCAUUGGUGGGACACCUGAUGAAAGGCUACAGGCAUCCGUCACCCACCACUGUGGCCAGAACGGUGAGGAUACUGCAUACCCUGCUAGCCUUGGUCGGCAAGCACAGGAACUAUGACAAAUUUGAAGUCAACACUCAAAGUGUGGCUUAUCUUGCUGCUUUACUGACUGUUUCGGAGGAGGUACGGAGUCGGUGCAGCCUGAAACAUAGGAAGUCUCUCUUAAUGUCUGAUGUUUCCAUGGAGAACGUGCCAAUGGAUACAUAUGCCAUGUACCAUGGUGACCCAGGUUCCAGAGCUUUAAGAGAAAGUCAGCCAUGGGUUUCACCCAAGAUCUCGGACAGAUAUUUGGCCGCUAACUACCCGACAAUGGGACAGAUCAGUCCCAGGACACGCAAGUCUAUGAGUCUGGACAUGGGGCAGCCGUCACAGGCCAACACCAAGAAGCUACUAGGUACAAGGAAAAGCUUUGACCACUUAAUUUCAGAUAGUAAAGCGCCAAAGAGACAGGAGAUCGAGACGGGGAUUACGACUCCGCCCAAGAUGAGGCGUGUGGCAGAGCACGGCUUUGAAAUGGAAACGCAGCGGUUAUCCUCACAGCAGCACUCGCACUUGCGGAAGGUCUCGGUGUCUGAAUCAAAUGUGCUUUUGGAUGAAGAAGUCCUCACCGACCCAAAGAUCCAGGCGCUACUACUCACUGUCCUAGCCACAUUGGUGAAACACACUACAGAUGAGUUUGAUCAACGCAUCUUGUACGAGUACUUAGCUGAAGCCAGUGUCGUCUUCCCCAAAGUGUUUCCCAUUGUACAUAAUUUACUGGACUCGAAGAUUAAUACCUUGCUGUCACUAUGCCAAGACCCCAAUCUGUUAAAUCCCAUCCACGGGAUUGUGCAGAGUGUCGUGUACCAUGAAGAGUCGCCGCCUCAGUACCAGCCAGCAUAUUUACAAAGUUUUGGUUUCAAUGGGCUUUGGAGAUUUGCAGGAUCUUUCUCCAAGCAAACACAGAUCCCAGACUACGCUGAACUGAUUGUGAAGUUUCUGGAUGCAUUAAUUGACACGUACUUGCCAGGAAUAGAUGAGGAAUCCACCGAGGAGUCUCUGCGUACGCCGACCUCUCCCUACCCACCCCCUGUCCAGAGCCAGCUUAGCAUUACUGCCAACUUAAACCUCUCGAAUUCCAUGACCUCACUGGCAACCACGCAGCAUUCUCCUGGAAUUGAUAAAGAGAACGUGGAGCUCUCGCCGACGUCGGGACACGCCAACAGCGGGCGAAUCCGUCACGGCUCUGCGAGUCAAGUGCAGAAGCAACGCAGUGCCAGCAGCUUCAAGCGCCCCAGCAUCAAAAAGAUUGUGUGAAGUGUUUUGUGACUGACCCAUCCGGCCCGGUUAGACUUCUGCCAAAUGGCCCCUUCCCCUCUUCCCGAAUAAAGACAUUCUCUUCCCGUCACAUCAGACGUGCACAGUACAAUUAACAAACAAUUGCUCUGCGACCACAUACUCAUUUUCUCUUUCACACCGUCAGUAUUUUCUGCAGUUUCUAUACAAAUGUUCUUGUUCACAGAGCGCAGUGUUGCAAAGAGAGAAUUCUUUAUUUUUAGCUCUGUCACCUUCAUUUUAGUUGGGGAAGUUGGGGGGGGUUGGGGCGGGAGGGGGGGGGGGAAGGCACUGAAAUUUGUAUCAACACUGUAAUAGAUGUCGAACAUGGAAGCCAUUAAUUGCAGACGGGAUGGUCCUAACUUAUUUGCCUUCUACACGAUAGUGAAAACGUAUGUUUACUGUUCACUUUUCAGCAAUCGAUAGAAGUGGCUUAAUGGGUAGCAAUUAAUCAUGUCUGUUGGUGAUUUUUUGCUUUGAUGAGGAUGCCGUGUGUUUAGAGGAAGGAACCUUUUAAGCUGUAGGUACAGUAAUCAAACACCAUGUUUAAAGCACAUUUAACACAGAAAGUAGGUCCAUUGCAGCAAUCAUAGAAAAUGUACAUAUCCAAUACCUUUUAUUUUACUGAUUCCGCAAAUCGCAAAGACUUUGUCUUUCUUUUUAUAUUUGUUUACAGUCCUGGAAAAACUAUGAAUUAAAAUAUGAUAUGCAAGAACUUUGCCAAAAUAGGUAAUUAUUACAACAAAAAAACCUUAGUAUUAAAUUUGUGGUAUUCAGCAAAAUGUGACUCCUUUAGGGACAAUUGUGUAGACGACGUUAUGUCAAACACAGAAAAGAUAUGGCGCCAAUAUCUUGUGCAUUUAACAAAACGUGUUGGUGUGAUUUCACAACUAUACCGUUCACAGUCGAAUGCUGAUCAACUGGUGACCCAAGACUAAUCUGAGUGCCUUGGAUUUAGUUCAUGGGUCGUACACCCACACCCCACAAACUAUCACACACACUUUAAAACUCAAAGGUGUUUCUCUCAGUCAAUGUUAUGCAACAGACCUUACUGCAAGAAGUCACUGCUAGUGUUGGCCACAGAUUUUUUUUAAACUGCAGUAUGUUCAUCUGUAAAUAGUUUUUGUGUAAAAUUGAGAAAGGUAUAUUUACUACACUGUAAAUACAUGUGAUGAUAUAUUGUAUUAUUUUGCUUUUUGUAAAGCAGUUAGUUGCUGUACAUGUAUAACAUAUGAAAUUUGAUUAUUCUGGUGUCAGUAAUGUUAACUUCUCUCUUCCCUUCCGUUGCAUUUUAUGUCAUUAAAAGAUUCAAAAAGAAAACCCUGUCCAAUGUU
This is a messenger RNA of Leucoraja erinaceus (little skate), 9825 nucleotides long. RefSeq names its product neurofibromin 1a (gene nf1a). The record is from RefSeq and is a predicted model, not a curated record. The transcript has 58 exons. Gene Ontology annotation, biological process: regulation of GTPase activity. The coding region runs from base 98 to 8473 and encodes 2791 amino acids. NCBI's taxonomy places the organism in Eukaryota, Metazoa, Chordata, Chondrichthyes, Rajiformes, Rajidae.